UAGGUUGGUAAAAUUCUCUUAAAAAUUGAAAUUCUUUCUGUGACUCUUCUAGAUGCAUACACACACUUUCUAGCCACUAUGGAGGAAGAAAAACUCAUUGAGCUCAAAACUGUCACUACAAAGUUUGUGAAAUCUUCUUCUACACCAAGAGUUCUUAGAAUCACUUUUACCGAUAAAUAUGCAACAGAUUCUUCAUCUGAAGAUGAACAAGAACAUAGUUUUGUCCAACGUGUAAUAACAAAGAAAACUGUGAACGAGAUUAGAUUUCAAACAUGUUCCUCUCAUUCUAACAAGAAAAUCAAUAAGAAGACACAUGAAGAUGGAGAAAACUACAAUGUUGAUGGUGAAUGUGGUUUGAAUAAUAAGAAUGAGAGAGAUAAACAAGUGGAGAUUGUUCAUCAAAAGUUUCGCGGUGUUCGAAGACGGCCGUGGGGGAGAUGGGCGGCGGAGAUUCGCGAUCCUCGGCUCGGAAGGAGAAGAUGGUUAGGAACAUAUGAUACUGCUGAAGAAGCUGCUUUGGUUUAUGAUAAGGCUGCAAUUGAGUAUAGAGGUGCUGAUGCUGUUACAAAUAUUAUCGAACCGCCGCAGAAACAUCAUCAACAACAGAAACAACAAAAGAGAACAUCGAAAAAAGUUGAUAAGGAUUGUAAUGGUAGUUCAUCUUCUUCAUGUGUUACUGAAUCUUCUUGGAGUGAAAGGAAAAGUGUGCAAGAAUGGAUUAGAGAGAUAACCGGAGAAGAAUAUUUAGACGAGUCAUUUGGUUCUUUUUGUUCUUAUAAUGAACAUGUUCUUCCAACAAUGGUUUCUAACGAGAGUCCUUCUUGCAUGGUGGAUAAUAUUUCUUUUCAUCUUGAAGAGGAUUUUGAAUCAUGUAAAUGGGAGGUUGAUAAUUACUUUAAUGACCCUUUGAUUGAGACAUAGAUUCAACUUCUCAAGUGAAAUUGUUAGUGAGUUUCUUGAGUCCAUUUAGAAAUGUGAAUGUGAGAUUUUUCUUUUAA
Molecule: messenger RNA, 998 nt
Organism: Lathyrus oleraceus (garden pea)
Lineage: Eukaryota; Viridiplantae; Streptophyta; Magnoliopsida; Fabales; Fabaceae
Product: ethylene-responsive transcription factor ERF069
Exons: 1
Coding region: 79-921 (280 amino acids)
Biological process (GO): regulation of DNA-templated transcription
Molecular function (GO): DNA binding; DNA-binding transcription factor activity
Source: RefSeq, a predicted model, not a curated record